Molecule: messenger RNA, 3513 nt
Organism: Fusarium keratoplasticum
Lineage: Eukaryota; Fungi; Ascomycota; Sordariomycetes; Hypocreales; Nectriaceae
Product: Glycerophosphocholine phosphodiesterase
Exons: 4
Coding region: 1-3513 (1170 amino acids)
Biological process (GO): glycerophospholipid catabolic process
Molecular function (GO): glycerophosphocholine phosphodiesterase activity; protein binding
Source: RefSeq, a predicted model, not a curated record
AUGAAGUUUGGCAGAAACCUACCGCGCAAUCAGGUCCCCGAAUGGGCGUCCUCGUACAUCAACUACAAGGGCCUCAAGAAACUGGUAAAGGCUGCAGCAGAAAAGGCCAGGAAUGGAGAAAAGGUGGACCCUGCAGAAUUCUUUUUCGCCCUUGACCGAAACCUCGAAGAUGUCGACUUUUUCUACAACAAGAAACUCGCUGAAUCCUGCCGCCGCCUGAACCUCCUCUACAACCGCUAUGGCCGCACCCCCGAUGUCGUCUCUGCUCUCGACCAAGAUGAGGUUGAGGAAGUUAUGGGCGCUCUCCUCGAGCUGAGAAGCCAGCUGCGCAACUUGCAGUGGUUUGGUGAGAUUAACCGCAGAGGCUUUGUCAAGAUCACGAAGAAGCUUGACAAAAAGGUCCCGGACCUUGUAACACAGCACCCUUACAUUUCAACCAAGGUUGAUCCAAAGCCUUUUGCCAAGGAGGCAAACACGGCGAGGCUCUUGACUGAAAUCAACAAGUGGAUGUCUGUUUUGGCCGAGGCCCAGACUUUUGACGAUGCCAUGUCUGACCACUCAACUCGCUCUCUGGGUCGCGCAUCAACGAAAGGACUGCUAAACCUGCCACAGGCGCAGCUUGACGCGCUUGAUCAGGCGGUCCGGAACGAUGAUGUUGCAGCACUCGAGGCUGGCCUCAAGGAGAGCAAUGUCAGCUCUGAAGAUGGCUCCAAGCCACUCCUCUUGAACCUCCUUCAGCGAUCCAUCUCUGCACGGGCGAAAGCAUCUAUCGCCUUCCUGCUCUCUAAUAUCAAGAGCCUCGAUGAACCAGACGACAUCAAUGGCCGCAACUGCAUUCAUCGCCUUGUCAUUCAUAUUGGCCGCACAAAGUCGAACCCCGGAGACCAGGAAUCAAAGUCCUACCCUGUGCCUGCAGGCUCUCAGUUCAGCAACAAACAUAUCCAGGCUGGAUUUUCUGCAACCGGUGCCAAGGCACUCAAUACAAAUGAGAUCCAGCUUCUUGGCAAGGACGAUGAAGUUGUACAGCUCUUCAUUUAUCUCCUUGAUCAGCUGCGCCCAGAACAGCGAGUUGCGCUUAAGAGCCGUGACUCCUUCGGGCGAAUGCCGCUUCACUACGCAGCCCAAUUCGGAUUUGUGGUGGUCUGUCAAAUCAUCAUGGCCAAGAUGCAGGAGUGGAAUCAGUUCAAUGUCAAAGAUGGCAUUGACACGCCUGAGUGGCAGGAUCAUGACGGUUGUGCUCCGCUUCACCUCAGUGUUGUUGGAGGUCACCCUUUGACAACUCAAGCUCUCUUGCAGGGUGAAAACUGGCAGGGGAGCAGUGAGUCAAAGGCCGAGAUUCGCAAGUCCAUCUCCAAAUCAGGAGCCGUCUUGGCUCUUGCCACAAAAUCCAACUACAGCACUAUCGUGCAGAUGCUGGUUGAUGCUGGCGUUGACCUCAACUGGAGAGACAAGACUAAUGAGACUGCUCUUCAUGUUGCAGCCCGAUUUGGCCACGCUGAGUGUGCUCGAAUCAUUAUCAAGGGCACCGAGCUCCAAAAGGGAGACCUUGAAGCCACGGAGAACACGUAUGCAUGGACUCCUCUCCAUGUUGCGGCCGUGGACGGCAAGCUCAACGUGGCUGAGCUUCUUGUCGAGGCUGGAGCCGAUACCACACGCAUAGACUCAUCCGGCUGGACCGCUAGAGAGCAUGCUGCCUUGAGAGGCCACAUGGACAUCGCAAGACUCCUUGCGGUCGACACGGUAGAGGAUGAGCCUCCAUCCCGACCUGUCGAGACCCUGCAGCCAACUCCCUCAGAGAUGUCGUCCAUCGAUGAGCGGCGCUCCAAUGGCGCCUCAAGCGUGUCGCGGUCCCCUGAGGCCGUCAAGAGUUUUGGUCACCGUUACCUAACGGAUGAGAGCCUUGUUCUCGUGAGCUUGGGGUCUAUGGACAUGCGGAAGAAUGUUGAGCCAGUGAGCUUGGAUCGCAUCCCGCUCACUGAAGCUCAUAAUACCCAACUCGACACUGCCUUGUCGAUUGUCGUGGCCGCUACUGGAGCCCAGGGUGAGCCGACGAUUAUCGAUCUCCCGGUGCACGACAACAUCGCCACGGAGCCUAUUGUUUUCAUGACAAAAGACGCCACCAAGGUGAAGCUCCUCUUCGACAUUGUUCCUACCUACUCUGGCAACAACCAGAACAAGGUUGGACGAGCUGUGGCUCUCUUGUCUUCUGUGAAGCCGACAUUGGGGUCUCGAAGAAUGAAUCUGCAAGGCGAUGUUUGCGUUCCUAUCAUGUCCAGCAGUUUGGAUGUUAUCGGAACCGUCAACUUCAACUUCCUGGUCAUUACCCCAUUCCAUCACCCCAAUAUGGAGGUUACCUCAAGACAGACCUACUGGAAGAAGAUGUCAUCAACCAUGAUUAUCGGCCAUCGAGGACUGGGCAAGAACCUCACAUCCAACAAGUCCCUUCAGCUUGGCGAGAAUACCCUGCCCUCCUUUAUUGCUGCGGCCAACCUUGGCGCUCAGUACGUCGAGUUUGACGUUCAGCUUACCAAAGAUCACGUCCCCGUCAUCUACCACGAUUUCCUCGUCAGCGAGACAGGCAUUGACGCUCCUGUUCAUACGUUGACCCUAGAGCAGUUUCUGCACAUCAACCCCGACACUCGUCGGGGACCUCGUCACACUUCAACGAAGCCUGUGGCUGAGGGCGAACCUGGUGGCUUCCGAGCGCGUAGUAAUAGUCUUGCGCCGACACGCUCGCAGUCGAUGGGUUUCGCUGGCAGUGGGCUACAGGACAUGGACGAGCGCAUGAAGCAUACCCGUGACUUCAAGUCCAAGGGCUUCAAGGCCAACUCCAGGGGCAACUUCAUCCAAGCCCCCUUUGCCACCCUGGAGGACCUCUUCCGCAAGCUGCCAGAAAACAUUGGGUUCAAUAUAGAGAUGAAGUACCCCAUGUUGCACGAGAGCGAGGAACAUGAGAUGGACACUUAUGCCGUGGAACUCAACUCGUUCUGUGACACGGUUCUUUCCAAAGUAUACGACCUGGCUGGUGAACGACACAUCAUCUUCAGCUCUUUCAACCCCGAUAUUUGUCUUUGCCUGAGCUACAAGCAACCGUCCAUCCCCAUCCUGUUCCUCACGGACGCGGGAUGCUGCGAAGUUUGCGACGUUCGUGCCUCGUCCCUCCAAGAGGCUAUUCGCUUUGCGAGCCGUUGGAACUUGCUCGGCAUUGUUUCCGCCGCCGAGCCCUUUAUCAACAGUCCUCGCCUAGUCAAGGUUGUGAAGGAGAACGGAAUUGUGUGCUUCAGCUACGGCACCUUGAACAAUGAUCCUCUCAUGGUUCAGCGUCAAGUCAAGCAGGGCAUUGAUGCCGUCAUUGUCGACAGCGUCCUCGCCAUCAGGAAGGGUCUCACAAGUGGAGAGACUCCGUCGGAGUCAUCGGUCAACGGCGAGGCAGAAACGAAUGGCUCCCUCAAGCCUGACCAUUUGCUCAAGGAACGGCUAGAAGAGUUGACCGUCAACGGCGCCGGACCUUGA